AUGGCGGAUGGACAUCAACGAAGUCUUGCUUCCAUACUCGAGGAUGUUGAAGCAAAUCAAGGACGUGUGCUGGACAGUCAAACGCGGCUGUGGGAGGCGCACCGUCAUGUUCGGAUUCGCCUUGAUAGAGUCGAGCAGCGACUAAAACAGCAGUCACCGCCAGAGCGGCACAAGGUGGAAAACGUUGUUGGCGUCGGCGGUCUGGAAAUCGACGUGUGGCCGAACGGAACGCGGAAGGUACGUCUUGGCGACGUGACCAUCCACUACCGACCUCAAUCUUCCGACGGCCAGACUGUGCAGACACCCGAUAGCACACACAACACCAAUAACCGCCACGCACGUCGGACAUCAGGCAACCGAAAUGAGAAUCUCCAGCAGCCGCAGCCUCCAUCAACUACCACUCUCACUGGCGGACCGACUGAUACCGACAUUGAUGCUGUAGUGGCCACCUUCCCUUCAAUCAUUGCAGCAGAGAAGUUGGCGGACGUCGCAACAAGUUCGAAGAUUUCUGAACGGACGCUUGACCGGCUUGAGGCAGUACUUCGGCAUCGUGGACGGCUCGCCGGCUCAAGACGGAGCCCCAAACCAACGCAGCCCACCCCGAUCCCUGCCGACAAACUAGCCGUCACAUCUACUGGUCAGCACAAUGAUCAGCUCGAAACAGCAGAGCACGAAUGGGAGGUUGUCUCACCAGUGAGCCGUGAUGAGCUCGAUGAUGUCAAUGAUGAGGGGGACCAUGAACCCGAUGCUCAGCGUAACAGCACCUCACCGGAGCUGGAGAAUCACGGGUCGAAGGUUGUACCACUGGGCACUUCGGACGAUGUCCACGACCUCAAUGCUCAGGAGGGCCGUCAGCCCGAUAAUGAGCACGACAGCAGUCCACCGAAGCCGGAGCCGGAGCCGGACCAGCCUUCUCAAGCUAAACUCAAUCAGGAUGCCACAAGCCGUGAGCGUAGGUCAACAUCGGAAUACGACUCGGAGCCAAUUGUGGUGCCCACUCAACGCGCAUAUGUCGACAGCGAUGCAAAUCCACCAGAUAAGCUCCAGUCGGAUCAGAUAGGCAAACUCUAUCGUGGAAGGGGCAGUACCUGGCAGACUGUGGAGCGAGGACCGUCGACCGACAGGACGAUGUACCUCGACCAGAGAGUGGAAGGCAACACCGCCAACAUCAUUCCAGGGCCCUCCGAUCAAGGACGCAUGACACGUGCUAAGUCGGUGAUUUCCUGGAAGGCCGGUGGCGUAGCAGAUACCACCGCGCCGAAGAGACUGCAGGCGGCGGUGGUGCGACCAGUACGCAAGCCGGCACGAAAGCCAUCAAACGCCAAGGGAGCUAACCGAGCGACCGUAAUAACAUUCCCGAAUCUGCCUGGUGAUGGCGAGGACCUUGAGCCCAUCGAGCGCAAGCAUUCUGCAGUGAAGCACGAAGACAGAGAAGACCACGAAGACCCUGAUGACCAUACCGGCCCACCGAGACCCGAUGUGAAACGGAAGAGCUCAGCUUACACCUUCCACGAGCCCGAGGUUAGGCCAGCUGGUCACAAAGUGGCACAGCCCAGGACAAAUAGCCGUUCGGAGCAAACGCAGCAUGCGGCGGUGCAGCGUGAGAAGGUGAAGCAGCGGCCACAGAUUGCUCCGCCUCAGCCCUUUUCUCGUGCGGCUACGCCUCGAUCGAGCGUCAGUGGGACGGCGGCAAACGUGUCAGCGACGCUCACUGGGCAGGCGCAGCUGCGUAGCCAGCAUCCACUUGCCCAGGAAUCACGUAAGCGACCCACGGACGAUGAGGACGAUGAGGGGCAGGAGCGCGAAGAGCAGGAGCGUAAGCUGAAGAAGUAG
Messenger RNA from Baudoinia panamericana UAMH 10762, 1833 nucleotides. RefSeq lists its product as uncharacterized. The transcript has a single exon. Bases 1 to 1833 code for a protein of 610 amino acids. The record is from RefSeq and is a predicted model, not a curated record. Lineage: Eukaryota; Fungi; Ascomycota; Dothideomycetes; Mycosphaerellales; Teratosphaeriaceae.